Oncorhynchus mykiss (rainbow trout) is the source of this 3642-nucleotide messenger RNA. NCBI's taxonomy places the organism in Eukaryota, Metazoa, Chordata, Actinopteri, Salmoniformes, Salmonidae. The record is from RefSeq and is a predicted model, not a curated record.
GGUUAGGGGAGGGUUUGGCCGGGGUAGGUCGUCAUUGUAAAUAAGAUUUUGUUCUUAACUGACUUGCUUAGUUAAAUAAAGGUUAAAUAAAAAGUGUACAAUUCUUACAUAGAAACUUCAUUGGGGUGAAGGAUAUUUGACAUACUUUUUUACAUUUGUAUCACAAACCAUUUUUGAGAAAAUCAUGAUGAAGGUGGCCAUUUUAGGCUACCUCAUAUCCCAAAGAGGAAUAGGCCUACCACACGGGGUGGAGUACGUGACUCCAUAACUAUGCAAUACAUCUUGAAGGAAAUGAUUGAUGACACAAAUCCAUUAUGGGUGACUUCAGUCAACCGUAUAAGCUUCAUGUGGAGGGGUAUUUAAACAGGGACGGCUGUUGCACAUUUUCCAGUCCCCCGCCUGUUCAAUGUGUUGUAAGGGUAAGUGCAGGUUAACUUUGUCAUUUUCAACUAUUGUAAUAAACAAGCUAUUUAAUACAACAUGAAAGGCCUUUUUAGACCUAUACAUGCCUGCUGUAAUGUACUUUGGUUGAAAUGAUCCAACCAUUAUGUAGAAAGUAUGUUGAAUAUAAUAAUAAACUACAUUGAUCAAUCUGACUGUAAUAUUAUGUGAAUAAAUCCAACAGGCCCUGUACGUCUCUGGAUAAACCCAGUGGAGGUAGCGAGCCUUGAAUUACCUCUGAAUAGAAUUAACAUGUCUCUAACUUGCACCGCUAUAAAAUUAUUAAGAGAUUUGUUACAAAUAGCUUAUCCUGGCGACCAAUGUUCUAGCAUUCAUUUUUUGAGGCAAGCAGAUCAGAGAUGUCAAGGUGAUAUCCAAUAAUGUGUAGUGUAAAAAACAACUAUCGAUAGACAUAAAUUAUAAGCUUAUAGUCAAUUAAUCUGUAGAACGAGGAAUCAAUUUACUAAUUUCAACUAAUAUAUUUUUUAGUCACAAAAUAAUGAACGGAAGAAUGAAAACAAGUGUUACAUGAUACCUUACAGAAUACUCCGAGUAAAAUGACUGUCACCAAUAGGCUUAACGUAGUGACACGUGUCUUCAGUUCAGAAUCAUCUCUGAAAGAAAAAGCAGUACGUGACACAGUAUAAGAGAAUUCACAGUCAAAUUCAAGCAGAAACUCACCCCCAACCUGAAUGAACAUUUCUUUACACUUUGCAAUCAAAAACAAAAGACAGGAAAACACAACCGGAUGCUAAUCUAAUCAACUGCAUUUAAAUGAUAGGAGGACACCCCUGUGUCGCUUUGAACUAUCCGCAAUCCGACCAACAAAAUAUACAUUUCCCGGAGAAAACCGCAGAGAAGGUGUGUUUGACCUCUGUGAUAGCCCACAGAUGGCCAGCCAUCCAAACAAUGUCAUAAAUCAUGAUUGAGUCUUCAAGCUGGGCCUCAGCGCCAGCAAGUCGCUAGUCUCGAGGAGAUCACCAUCUCUCAUUCUUCCACUACAGUAAGACCCUAUGAUCCGUGAGCCGUGCAGUCAUACUCCUUAGUGUGUGGAGUAGGGAAUUACCAGGGACCUCACGAUACGUUAUCAUCACCAUGCUUAGGUGCCGAUACGAUAUGUAUUACGAUUCUCACGAUUCUGCUAUUUGAAACACUAUGUCUACUGUGGAGAGAUAAGAGAGAACAUGGGAAAAUGAGGUUUUAUCAGUCAUGGAAAUAAGUGCUGAAAACAUGUUGGCUCACUAUUUAAAACGAUGGAGAACAAGCUAUAGGAUGAGUUUUGGUGAAUUAGAUUUUUGCAUUUUUUUUAAUCUAUACUUGUAAUCAAAGUAUUGAUAUAUCGCCCACAAUAAUAUUGCAAUAUGUAACUAUAUAUAUAUUUUUUAUAGCCCUUAUCACUAAUACGGAGUAUGUUUAAGUUCUGAAAUUCAAUUUGUCACAUUAAUUUAUUCAACAUAAAACUCAUAAGGACCCUUUUUCAUUUUCCUCAUUGAAAGACAUUGGUUGGAAUAAUAUACUCUAUAAGUACAUCACAUUUCCAGAGUUGGUUGUCUGCUAAUUUUGAAGUUAUGAUGCAUUUUAUUACCACCACCAACACAGUGAAUGGGAAAAUGGAUUCAAAUGCUAACUCCCUCUGCUGGUGAUUUGCUGAAUGUGCAAUCCUAAAUGUGGGCUAUGAUUUAUUGAAGACCUAUGUUUUUUAUAAAUGGGUCAUAUCUUCUAAAGUACCAGAGAGCCACUCUAGAAAUUUGACCUGUUUUAAGAGUAUAUUGUUCCAAACAAUGUCUAAAAAUAUGCUACAUCAAAAAAAGUACAUUGAGAUAUUAGUGUUUUAUGUUGAAUAAAUUAAUGUUCAAGACAUAUUCCAUAUUUUAAGGCACACUAUAAGGCAGGCCUGGGCAACUCCAGUCCUCCAGGGCCUGAUUGGUGUCACUCUUUUCUCCAUCCCUAACAAACACAGCUGAUUAAUCAAAUCUCAUUCUAAACUGAAGAUCAUGAUUAGUUGAUUAUUGGAGUCAGGUGUGUUAGCUGGGUCUGGGGCAAAACUGUGCCACCAAUCAGGCCCUCAAGGACUGGAGGGCCCAUUUGUAAUGCUCAUUCUCCCUCUGGAGUGGUUCCCCCUGAACAAGCCCAGUGCUGGAGACUACUUUCACAUGGCCUACAAUGUCAUCACGCCAUUCCUACUGCUCAAGCUGAUUGAGAGGAGUUCCAGGGCCUUACCUCGCUCCGCCGUGUACCUGAGCAUCAUCACCUUAGUGAUGGGCGCCAGCAUCCACCUGGUGGGCGACUCCAUCAACCAUCGUCUGCUGCUGAGUGGCUACCAGCUCCACCUGUCUGUCAGAGAGAACCCCAUCAUCAAAGACCUCAAACCUGCUACACUGAUUGAUUCGUUUGAGCUUCUUUAUUUUUAUGAUGAACAACUGGGACAUUUGAUGUGGUAUAUUCCUUUCUUCAUCAUCCUCUUCCUCUACUUCACUGGCUGCUUUACUCACGUCAAAGAGGAGAAGACGAUGCCCCUGUCUGGUUGGCUGCUACUCGGACCCAGUGCCCUCUACUAUUGGUACUUGGUCACAGAGGGUCAGAUCUUCCAACUCUUCCUCCUCACCUUCCUAGCUAUGGUAGCCACGGUGAUCCACCAGCGGCAUAAGGGCUCUGUCCCAGACGCCAAUGGCCUCUUUCUGUUCGCCAGCUUCUCUGUCACCAUGUUCCUGGUGGCCGUGUGGGUGGCCUGGCUGUGGAGCGACCCGGUGCUGCGUAAGAAAUACCCCGGUCACCUGUACGUCCCCGAGCCCUGGUCCUACUACACAUUACACGUUAAGGACAGCCACUGAUAGGAGUGACAACAGAAUUGACUGGUCUGAAACGUUCCUGCUACAGAUAAAUGGUCAAUCCGCUCCCGAAUGACAUCAUCAGCAAGCGCCACAUGGUGUGUGAAUCGAGCACAGUGUUGUGCUGCAUUCUGGGACAGGCCCCUCUUUUCUACAGUUGCACCCCACCACUCCCCCAACCCCAACCCCAUCCACAUAACAAUGACCAUCAUACAGUAUGCAAUGUUACAGUAUUCAUUUAAAAUGAGACAAAAAAAAUGAACUCAAAGAAAGGUCAGUGUUGGAUGUACUUGAACAUCAUUGUAUUGCUUCAAGUAAGUUGUUUCAACAUUUCAAUAUCAGAUAUUUUUAGUAAUAAACGUUUUUUACUCCA